AAAAAAGCCACCUCCUCCAGAGACCAGCCAGCCCCUCACAGCCCCGCCCGAACAUGAAACAACAAGCUCGCUCACGUUUAUUUUUUCUCUCUGAAACCAAAACCAAAACUAAAUCUCUCUCCUUCCAAAAAUGCAAAGCAUCAAAAAAGGGAAACUCCAAACCCUAAUUUAAUUAUUCUUUUCUUUUCUAUUACUUGCUGUCCAAAUUUCGAAUAUCUCGAUUUUGAAUCUGUGAAAUGUGCUUUCUGGAGAACGAUUGAAGAGAGAAACAAAGAAGAAGAAGAAGUUGCAUAAGAUUUAAGGAUUUAGUUUUCAUUAUUUUUUGGCGGAGCAGAAAAUGAGAUUGUUAUUGAUGAAUCAAGUUCGGCGAUGGCAGAGGAUCAUGAUCCUCUCGUUGCUCUCUGUUUCGGUGGUCGCUCCGAUUGUGUUCGUCUCUAGCAGGAUCAAAACAUUCAGUCCCGUCGGAAAGAAAGAGUUCAUGGAUGACUUGUCUACUCCCAAACUUUUGACAGAGAAUGUAAGACUUAAUGCAAUUGAGCAGGAAGCUGGAGAAGGAGUGAAAGAGCCGAAACUGGUUGUAUACAAAGACAAGGAUUUUGGUUCUGCAGUUAGUUUGGGCAGUUCUGAUGAGAAUAACAAGUCCAACCGGUAUGAAAGUGUUGGCGAUACUUUCAAUAUUUUGGAAAACAAUGAAAUGAAUGGUGAAAGAAAAGAAGAAAAACAGCAAUUAGAACAGAAGGCAGUUUCCCAUGAAAAGGAGCAAACCAAUCUAAAAGCAGCUCGACAUGAUGAAAAGGUACAUCCUCCAGUGUUGAGAGUGACAGAUGUGAAGGUGAGGCAGAUCAAAGAUCAAGUGAUUAGAGCUAAAGCAUACUUGAAUUUUGCUCCAUCAGGCAGUAAUUCUCACUUAGUGAAAGAGUUGAGAGUUCGAAUUAAAGAGUUGGAGCGAGCAGUGAGUGACGCCACUAAGGAUUCUGAUUUGUCAAAAAGUGCUUUGCGGAAAAUGAAAGGAAUGGAGGCUACCUUGUACAAAGCCAGUCGUGUUUUCCCCGACUGCCCCGUGAUGGCUACUAAGCUCCGUGCUAUGGCAUACAAUGCUGAAGAACUUGUGCGGUUGCAGAAGAAUCAGGCUUCAUAUCUUACUCAGCUUGCUGCUAGAACUACCCCAAAAGGCCUUCACUGCCUUGCUAUGCAGCUGACAGCUGAAUACUUUUCCCUGCAACCUGAAGAGAGGCAGUUCCCUAACCAACAAAAGUUGCACCAUCCAAAUCUAUAUCACUAUGUUGUCUUCUCUGACAAUAUUAUGGCUUGUGCUGUGGUUGUUAACUCCACAGUAUCUUCUGCAAUGGAACCGGCUAAAAUUGUAUUUCAUGUGGUGACUGAUUCUCUCAACUUCCCAGCAAUCUCCAUGUGGUUUUUAUUUAAUCCUCCUGGCAAAGCUACUAUCCAGGUCCAGAGCUUAGACAACUUCAAAUGGUUUUCCACCAAGUAUGAUUCCACAUUGAAGAAGCACAAUACCGAGGACCCAAGAUUUACUUCGGCACUGAACCACCUUCGCUUUUAUCUGCCAGAUGUUUUUCCUGCACUGAAUAAGGUUGUACUACUUGACCAUGAUGUGGUUGUGCAGAGUGAUCUAUCUGGACUUUGGAGUGUUGAUAUGAAAGGGAAAGUAAAUGGAGCAGUGGAGACAUGUAAGGUAAAUGAAGCUUCUUUUCGUCGGAUGGAUAUGUUUAUCAACUUCUCAGAUCCAUUGGUGGCAAAGAGAUUUGAUGUCAAUGCUUGCACAUGGGCAUUUGGGAUGAAUUUGUUUAAUCUUCGACAGUGGAGGAGACGUAACCUAACUUCUGUAUAUCAUAAAUAUUUGCAGUUGGGAUAUAAGAAGCCUUUGUGGAAGGCUGGGAGCUUACCUUUAGGUUGGAUCACUUUCUAUAACCAGACAGUGGCUUUAGACCGGAGAUGGCAGUUACUUGGCCUAGGUUAUGACUCAGGCAUCACAAGACGAGACAUUGAGCGAGCAGCGGUGAUUCACUACGAUGGAGUCAUGAAACCGUGGUUGGAUAUUGGAAUUUCGAAAUAUAAAGGCUAUUGGGGAAGACAUGUCAAGUAUGACCACCCAUUCUUGCAACGAUGCAACAUCCACGACUAAUUGAGUAUUUCGACAUAAAAAGUGGUAGAAUUAAUUGACCAAGACCACAUUAUACUGGUUACUUGUUCCUGGAAUUGCAACUUGGUUACUUCAUUCUUUGAUGAUCUCAUGUAAAUUUCAACCCAAAAUUUUCCAAAAUUUUUCCGGCAGUAAUCUUCUAGGCGCUGAGUUUCGCUUGAUUUAUAGCAAUAACUAGAGUGUUGUAGGCUUGUAGCAAGUCUCUAGGGGGUGUUAUAGUGCUGGUAGAUGUCUGUAAAUAACUCUCAUUUCUUAUAAUGAAAUACUUGGAAAAGGACAGCCAUUUUAUUUAGUUUUA
Messenger RNA from Pistacia vera, 2462 nucleotides. RefSeq names its product probable galacturonosyltransferase 6. Gene Ontology annotation, molecular function: polygalacturonate 4-alpha-galacturonosyltransferase activity. The transcript is spliced from 9 exons. Bases 338 to 2146 code for a protein of 602 amino acids. The record is from RefSeq and is a predicted model, not a curated record. Lineage: Eukaryota; Viridiplantae; Streptophyta; Magnoliopsida; Sapindales; Anacardiaceae.